This is a messenger RNA of Sclerotinia sclerotiorum 1980 UF-70, 5646 nucleotides long. RefSeq lists its product as hypothetical. The transcript is spliced from 3 exons. Gene Ontology annotation, molecular function: chromatin binding. Gene Ontology annotation, cellular component: Scc2-Scc4 cohesin loading complex. The coding region runs from base 1 to 5646 and encodes 1881 amino acids. Lineage: Eukaryota; Fungi; Ascomycota; Leotiomycetes; Helotiales; Sclerotiniaceae. Gene Ontology annotation, biological process: replication-born double-strand break repair via sister chromatid exchange; establishment of mitotic sister chromatid cohesion; regulation of gene expression. The record is from RefSeq and is a predicted model, not a curated record.
AUGGAUUCAAGUAGUAAUGGGUAUGGCUAUUACAAUGGCCAUAAUGGAACAAAUGGCGCGUCUUCUUCAAGAGAAUCUCGUAACAUGAGACCACGCCCAUUCACUGUCGACGAAGCUCUUCCCUAUUCACCUUUUUCCUCUGUUGUGCCGUUCAAUUCUGAUAUUAUCCCCCUACCUACAAUAGGACUUGGUUCUUCCUCUUCAUUAUUUCCAAAUGCAGCAGAAACUCAACAGGGCAGACAGAGUCUGGAAAGUCUGAAUGCCGACGCAACAAACCCAUAUCAGACCUCUCAGCGCCUACAAAGAACUUUAAAAGAACUCGAAAAGUUGCUUCAUCCAAAAGAUCAUACAGAAUACAACUUCAAGAUCGGACCAAAGAUUGCAUCAGUUCCCGAUUCUACCCAUCUGAAACCAAAUCUUUCACCGUUUGCGCAGAUGUUAUAUGACUCAACAAAGGUGGAGUAUAGAACCGCGGAACGUUCAGAAGUGCCAGCUAUGAGGCACAAAAUUCAGAAGCAGAGAGCUAAGUCUCAGACGAAAUCGAGGAGUCCAAGUAGUAGCUUUGUGAAUGCGAACCUGCAGGCCCAUAAUGCGAACGCAAAUGCUACCAUAUUUCCUGAAGCUAUUACUACGAAGCCUGUUGUCGAGUAUGCGAAUGUCACACCUAGACCAAAGUCGCAAAUCGCAGUCGAAGUUCCUUUACCAAAUGCAGCUACGUUUGUUCAUAAACAAAGCCCAAUUCCUGCAACUUCACAUGUCACAAAAAUCAGUCCUCAAACAUCGCAUACCCAACUACCGAUUCCUCCACCUCCAGGAAUCGCACCGGCCGCUGAUCAAGAUGGCCAGCAAAACCAAAAUAUUCCAUCAUCUUCGCCACAACCAAUCAUAUCCGUCAUAAUACCACAAUCCCAAUCACGACCAGAGGAGUACAAGGUUGUGGAGGCUCUUCCAGACUCACCUGGCAGUCCUGCGAGAAAAAGAAGACGGGUGGGCUCCAAUGAAUACGAAGAAAAUGUAUCUGGGGUGAUCGACCAAAGAGAGAAGGCAGAAAUUGCUGCGCGAAAUCUACGAGAAUAUCUUCAAGAUGUUUUUGAGGCCGAAAAUCAAUUUCAGCCGGAUAUUGAUGUUUCUAACCAUUUCUUUAUUUCGACGAAUGAAGGUAUUAGCCUUGCGGCUAAUCCUCAAAUGCGUCUUGAGCCCCUGCUGAAUAGGAUUAUUGAGGUUGGUAGAUUCAAACAGGUACCCUUGGAGGAUUUGAUUCGAAUUCAAAAACUCUCUGAGGCUGCUUUGAAAGAGGCCGAGACACUUGAUUUGAAGAUUGACGAGGAAAUGGGAGAGUCGGAUGUGGAAACGCUAUUUUUACAAAUUGCGAAUGCAGAACUGGGGCUCAAAUCUGCUCGCACCUCACUCAGAGUUAUGACUGGUGGGCGUGAUGAAAAGCAAUUGUACUCGGAGGAUCUCAUUCAAUCAGCCUUGAACGCCUUCAAAAAUAUUAUGGAGACUUUCAUUAUUCCGGUUGUGGAACUGCGCAGUACGGGAUCCACUUCAACAUUGUUCAAGUUACUAUCCGCUCAGAAAAAAGUUAUUCUUAAUCUACUUGCCCAAUGUAGACGCCUUUUAUCACUCAUGGCAGUUCUCGUGGCCAAUAUUGACCUGUCGGAAACGGUGAUCAACAGUCUUGAAUUUGCAGCUACUAAGUUGAUAUUUGUCGAGAAUGCUCACGCCGAGAAGGACUCCAUACUUGGCAUCUCAAAAUUUGACAAUCUACGUGUAGUAGCAAUGGAUGUGCUUGCCCAAGUCUUCAAUAACAAUCCGAAGGAAAGAGCUGAGAUUUUCAAUGAGAUUUUGACAUCCCUAGAGAAGCUCCCUGUCUCUAAACAAAGCGCUCGUCAAUUCAAAUUAGCGGAUGGCGGGAGCAUCCAACUUGUCUCGGCACUAAUUAUGAAACUGAUUCAGACAAGCGCCAGCAAGUCGGAUGAUGCAAAAGAAAAGCGAAGGCGUAAGGCCCACGACGCUCUCACCGGGGAUGACGAGGUCCAAGAGGAUGGAACCAAUGAUGCCGAUAAUCGUCGUCGAUAUGACACGGAAAAACGAGCAAUUGAACAGAAUGUCACAGCAAUUCAAGAACUUAAGGACUGCGAAGCUCCAUUACUAGAAAGUGCGACACAAAACACUGGAUACGUGGUUAAUUUCAUUGUUAGUAGAGCGAUCAAAUCCACGAAAAAUGGCGAUACCCCAUAUCGAAAUCUUCUUGAUCUGUUUGUUGAAGACUUUAUUACGUGUCUAAAUUCUACGGAUUGGCCUGCCGCCGAACUACUUUUACGCCUCUUUCUGUUCAAGAUGGUACAACUCGCCGAAGCAGACAAAACGCCUGCUCCUGCCAAGAACAUGGCUCUUGAUCUACUGGGGUCAAUGGGCGCAGCAAUAUCUGAACUACACUCUUAUGUUCGAAAGACCGCCGCUUCACUCGAAAAUCGAGAUGGUCGUAUGGGACAGGCUCUCUCAAGGAUGGCUGAGGAAACGCUCAGACACGAAGCAAACAUUCACGAGAUCUUGACAUGGGGUGGACCUUACUUAAUGUGCCUAGACUUCAUGGAAGACCGUUCCUUUUCUGAUCCCCAACUAACAAGCAGUGUUUCUCUCUUAAUCGUUGAAUGGGCCUCACAAUUGAUAACUGAAUAUGACAAUAUUUCCGAAGAUGAUCCUGAUCACGAGCGCAUCGAGGAGAACUACGGUAAAGUGGCAUACCGAUUGAGGAUGAUGAUCACCGAUAAGAGAUGGUUUUCCACAGAGCAUGGCUACGGCUCAGUUGAUCCUAAUCACGCCCGCCUGGCCUACUCUCUGACAUUAUUACACUCGAACUUUUGCAAGUCUUUCAGCCGUGUGCUCGAUAUAUUGCUUCGCUCUAUGUUCAGUGAACAGGCUACUGUCAGAAGUAAGAGUCUGAAAAGUGUCAAUCAGGUUCUGGAAACAGAUCCAACUAUUCUCGACCGAGAGCCUGCCGCUAAGCAAAUGAUUUUACGGUGUUCAAACGAUCCUUCUGUGGGUGUAAGGGAUUCGGCAUUAGGCCUAAUUGGAAAGUGCAUAUCAUUAGUCCCAGCUCUCGAGGUGGAGAUGACGCCUAGUAUCCUUCAACGAGUUAAUGAUAGUGGAGUCGGUGUUCGAAAGCGAGCUAUGAAACUCUUGAAAGACAUCUACCUGAACAAUACGAACAAGGAUGUCAAGGCUUCUAUCGCUGAUGCCAUUUUAUACAGAGUCACCGAUCUUGAUGAUGGUGUUCAGGAAUUGGCCCGGUCGACAAUCGAAGAAGUGUGGAUGUUGCCUUUCUACAAAGUAACUGGAUCCGAAGAUACAUCAGUCCAAGCAAAACUUGCUAUUUCAGACCAUGUUACUUUAAUAAUCAAGACGGCUCAGCGACAAAAUGGGACGUCUACGGUUCUUGACAAAGUCCUCCAGAAUCUACUCUCACCAAAGUCAAAAUACCCUGAUGCAAAUUUUAAGGUUUGUAGAGCGCUUGUUGCGGCAAUGUUCGAAACAAUUAUUGACAAUCCAGCUUCUGAGGAUUCUGAAGCACCAACUGCUCGGGAUGCCUUGGAAGUACUCACCAUAUUUGCCAAAUCCAACCCUAAUCUAUUUACCGCCGAACAGAUUCAACUAUUGCAACCAUAUGUAUCAAAUGUCGGCAGUGGUGAUGAGGCUGCUAUUUAUCGUUCAGUUGUUGUCAUAUUUCGCUAUGUUCUUCCUAGCUUACCCAAAGUUCAACACGGUUUUCUCACCGCGAUUAGAAAGGAUCUUUUGCCAACUAUGACACGGAGCCCUAAAUCUAUCUUGGACGAUAUAGUUGCUUGUUUGUGGAUUAUCAGCAGCGUCCUUGACGAUUAUCACAAUUUAACAAGAGUUGUGUUAUCUAGUUUGGCUGGUAUUCAGAAAAUGAAAACCAUUGACUUGAACGAUCCGAAGCGAGCUGAUUUUGUCAAGAAGUUAACGAAGCUUCUACUUAUUUGUGGAAUGUGUGGUAAGCACUGCGAUCUUGAUCCUCAACACCAGGUCUUUAAGGAAAAGGAAUUCCCAAGUAUGAAAGGUACAUCUGUUUCGAAACUGAUGAUCGAUACGUUUGCUCCCUUUGCUACACCCUCUCAACCCAUGGAAGUUCGAAAGCAUGCACUUGAUGCAAUGGGUAUGGUUUGUCAAUCUUGGCCAAAGAACUUUUCUGCGGCCAACGUUUACACCACAUUUAUCCAAGUAUUCAGCGACCAGGAUUUGGAGCUCGAGUCAAUAGUUAUGAGGGCUUUUAAAGAAUAUCUCUCAAUUGAGGAGAAGCGAUCAGAGGAAAGCGUCGAUGGCGCUGUUGGCACUGGUACUGAUUCCAAGGCAAAAUUGGGUGUUAUGGGUGGCAGUCAAGGUGAUGGCGUUGCAUUAGACAUUGCGCAGAGAUUCUUGAAGGAUAUUGCUCGUAUUGCGCUCGGUGGCCAAGAUAAAGAAGCACUUCUUGCGGCAGAAGUUGUGGCCAGCAUCAACAGGCAAGGCCUUGUCCAUCCCAAGGAGACUGCUUGUACUCUCAUCGCUCUUGAAACUUCACCUACCAGCAAGAUUGCCGACAUCGCAUUCCGGGAGCACAAGGCUCUCCAUGAGAAGCAUGAAACCAUUCUUGAAAAGGAAUAUAUGCGGGCUGUCCUAGCUGCAUAUGCAUAUCAGAGAGAUGUAGUCAAGGACACUCAUGGCGCCACACUCAAUCCCUUUACUUCAAAACUCUGGAUGAUGAUUGAAGUUAUGAAGAUCAGUAAGGUCAAGAACCGAAAGAAGUUGUUUGAUAGCUUAUGCUCUCGAAUCAAUUUUGACCCUGCAAAGCUCGACACUAUUGAAGAUUUACCACAUCAUCUGGAUUUUGCACAAUUCAUCAUUGAAAACCUAGCCUUCUUUGAAUACCAAACUGUGGACGAAUUAUUGUCAACCAUUAAUUCAAUGGAGAAAUUGGUGUCAGCUACGGGAACUGGUAUUGCUCAUGCAAUUGAAACAGAGGUCCUUCACAUCAGCCUCGACCAACCAGUGAAUGAAGCCGACACAAAUGGUCAUCUUCGUCCUGAAGUACCAAAGCGAGAUUUGACGCGACUACAACAACUCACUGCAAUUUCAAUCAUGCUUACAAAUCUAUGGGAGGCUCGAACAUUUCUUCGUCGACAAUUUGGAUUGAUGAACAGAGAUGGCAAAGUUAAAGGUGCAAAUAAAGAUCUCAGUCGAGCUCCGAUUAAAGUCACAAGCGUUACUGGGGACAAGUUUUGGGCGGAUAUUUGUGGUAGGAUGACUAGCUAUGAUUCCGAGGACAAAAUGGAAGAGCAGUGUCGAGCGUUUGUGGAAUUACUUAAUGUAGAUCACGACUUCAAGGUCUCGACAGAAAAUGACGAGGUUGACGAGAGAGGGAGAAUGAGUACACCAAGUGAUGAUGAAGAUAGUACACCUGGUCCACCGGGUGGCAGCGGGAGAGGGCGCAAGAGGAAGGCGAGUACCAAUGGAGCUGCAGGGGGUCGAAAGAAGAGAGCUAGGUCCAGUUCUAUUCCUAGGGGAAGAGGUAGACCAAAGGGGGCGAGUUCUAGUACCGGGAAAGGAGCUUCCGUUGAGCGUAAUGAUAAUGAGGGCGAAUGGGAAUAA